This is a messenger RNA of Capsella rubella, 1976 nucleotides long. RefSeq names its product squalene epoxidase 2, mitochondrial. Lineage: Eukaryota; Viridiplantae; Streptophyta; Magnoliopsida; Brassicales; Brassicaceae. Gene Ontology annotation, cellular component: endoplasmic reticulum; membrane. Gene Ontology annotation, biological process: sterol biosynthetic process. The coding region runs from base 1 to 1764 and encodes 587 amino acids. The transcript is spliced from 7 exons. The record is from RefSeq and is a predicted model, not a curated record. Gene Ontology annotation, molecular function: flavin adenine dinucleotide binding; squalene monooxygenase activity.
AUGAAAUCAGUCGUAAUCAAGAACCUUCCACUGUUUAAUCCUCUUAUCAAAUCUUCACUUCUCUGCACAAAUCUCCCUCUCUCUCUUCGAUUCUCACUCUCUAAUCCUCGAUCCACCACCGGAGCCACCUACAUUCGCCGCGGCAAAUCCACGGCGGAGGAACGACACAAACGCGCCGCCGUGAGAAAUACGGUGAUUGCCCCGGCGACUAUUGUGUUGGAUCGAUUCUUUAUAGGAACGUUCGUAGCUUCUCUAUUCGCGUUUGCGUUUCUCUACGUUUUGCGUCGGAGUAGUAACGAUGCGAUUAGAAAUCGGAGUAAGAAGAUUGGUAGACUCGUUGUAUCGAGGAAGGAUGACUCCGGCACCGGCAUUGAUGUCAUCAUCGUCGGAGCUGGUGUCGCCGGUGCUGCUCUUGCUCAUACUCUUGGCAAGGAAGGACGAAGAGUUCAUGUCAUUGAAAGAGACUUGUCUGAGCAAAACAGAAUCGUUGGUGAAUUGCUUCAACCUGGUGGUUACUUAAAGUUAAUAGAACUUGGACUUGAGGAUUGUGUGAAGGAGAUUGAUGCUCAACGAGUUCUUGGUUAUGCUCUCUUUAAAGAUGGGAAGCAUAUUAAACUUCCUUACCCCUUGGAAACGUUUGAUUCGGAUGUAGCAGGGAGAAGUUUCCACAAUGGGAGAUUUGUGAUGAGAUUGCGAGAAAAAGCUGCUUCUCUUUCAAAUGUACGAUUGGAACAAGGAACAGUAACGUCGUUGCUUGAAGACAACGGGACAAUCAAAGGGGUUCAAUACAGAACAAAGGAUGGAGAUGAGUUUAGAUCAUAUGCUCCUCUCACAAUUGUAUGUGAUGGUUGUUUCUCCAACUUGCGUAGGUCUCUUUGCAGAUCUAAGGUGGAUGUGCCAUCUAUUUUUGUUGGUCUUGUUUUGGAGAACUGUGAACUUCCAUUUGCAAAUCACGGGCAUGUUGUUCUCGGUGAUCCAUCGCCUAUCUUAAUGUAUCCCAUAAGCAGUUCAGAAGUCCGUUGCUUAGUUGAUGUACAGGGUCAAAAAGUUCCUCCCAUUGCAAAUGGUGAAAUGGCUAAGUAUUUGAAAACAAAGGUUGCACCUCAGUUACCAACGGAGGUUCAUGAAGCAUUCAUCGCUGCGGUUAAUAAAGGUAAUAUCAGAACUAUGCCAAACCGCAGCAUGCCAGCUAACCCGAUUCCUACUCCUGGAGCUCUUCUUCUUGGUGAUGCAUUCAACAUGAGACAUCCUUUAACCGGUGGUGGGAUGACUGUUGCAUUGGCAGAUAUCGUUGUACUCCGUGAUCUUCUAAGGCCAAUUCAAAACCUUAAUGACAAAGAAGCAUUGUCUAAGUAUAUGGAAUCCUUUUACACACUGCGCAAACCUGUAGCUUCCACCAUUAAUACAUUGGCGGACGCGUUGUACAAGGUCUUUUUAGCUUCUUCCAAUGAAGCAAAAACAGAAAUGCGUGAAGCUUGCUUCGACUAUCUUAGCCUUGGAGGUAUUUGCUCAUCUGGUCCAGUUGCAUUGCUCUCUGGUUUAGACCCUUGUCCCCUAAGUCUAGUUCUUCACUUCUUUGCUGUGGCGAUCUAUGCUGUUGGUCGUCUUAUGCUUCCAUUUCCUACGAUUAAAAGCUUUCGGCUUGGACUUAGGAUCAUCGUGAGUGCUUCAGGCAUCAUCUUUCCAAUUAUUAAAUCAGAGGGAGUUAGGCAAAUGUUCUUCCCUUGUACUAUUGCUGCUAUAUACCGCACUCCUCCUCAAUGACGCACCAGGAGCUACUACUUACAUUGAAAGAUAAAAGCUAUUUAGGCAAACACUAUAACUGUUAAUCAUAUGCCAUAGUGGCUUGAUGAUAAAUUUGUUGGAUAUUUAGGCAAGACAGCUCUUGAAUAACUAUAAUCAUAGCUUCUUAGGUAUAUAUAUGAUUGAGAGCAAUGAGUCUUGUAAGUGCAUUAAUGGGAAACACUUAAGUAAAA